Oryza brachyantha (malo sina) is the source of this 1396-nucleotide messenger RNA. RefSeq names its product cyclin-D1-2-like. The record is from RefSeq and is a predicted model, not a curated record. The transcript is spliced from 6 exons. NCBI's taxonomy places the organism in Eukaryota, Viridiplantae, Streptophyta, Magnoliopsida, Poales, Poaceae. Gene Ontology annotation, molecular function: cyclin-dependent protein serine/threonine kinase regulator activity. The coding region runs from base 128 to 1201 and encodes 357 amino acids. Gene Ontology annotation, biological process: mitotic cell cycle phase transition; regulation of cyclin-dependent protein serine/threonine kinase activity. Gene Ontology annotation, cellular component: cyclin-dependent protein kinase holoenzyme complex; cytoplasm; nucleus.
UUCGCCGUACCUAACCUGACAUACGAAAACUGACCAUCGCCAUGGCUUCUCUCACUCCCUGGCUCUUAGACGGCUAGCUAGCCACGUCCAGCUAGCUAGCUGACGGUGGUGGGUCGGCCCGGCGGCCAUGGGGGUGCCAGUGGCCAUCGAUGACGACGACGACGACGUCGCGGCGUACCUCCUCUGCACCGAGGACACCUCCGGGCCGUUGAUCCAGUUCCAGGUGCAGGGGACCGUGGCGACGUCGACGAUGCCGACGUCGUCGUCGUCGACGGCGCCGCCGGCUGCUGCUGGUAGCUGUGCUGGUGGCGCCUACGGGGUGGCUGGAGAAGAGGAGGAGGAGUCCAUGGCCGAGCUCAUCGGCGGCGAGGCGGAGCACUCGCACUCGCAGCGGGAGGACUACCCCGGCAGCCUCAAGUCCGGCCUGCCCGUCGACCUCGCCGCCCGCGCCGACUCCGUCGAUUGGAUACUAAAGGUGAGAGAGUUGUAUGGUUUGCUUCCGGUGACGGCGUACCUCGCCGUCAGCUACAUGGACCGCUUCCUCUCCCUCCACCGUCUCCCGGUUAAUAAUGGAUGGGCAAUGCAGCUGCUUGCAGUUACCUGCCUCUCCCUGGCUGCCAAGAUGGAGGAAACACUAGUGCCAUCCAUCCUAUGUUUACAGAUACAGGGUACAAGAUACAUAUUUGAGCCGAGGACAAUUUUUCGGAUGGAGCUUCUAGUCCUGGAUGCACUAGAUUGGAGGCUGAGAUCAAUAACACCCUUCACUUUCAUGUACUUGUUUGCUUACAAGGUCGAUUCCACUGGCAAGCACAUCAGGGAACUGGUCCGUCAAGCAACUCAAGUGACAUUAGCUGCAAUGCAUGAUACUGAGUUCUUGGAUCACUGCCCAUCGUCGAUCGCAGCAGCAGCGGUGCUGUGCGCCUCCACUGAGAUCAUGCAGCUUAUCUCCAUUGAUCAUGGAACGGUCGUUAGCUGGCGAAUUGUUGGCCUUGAUGAGGAUGCCAUCAUCAGGUGUUAUCAGCAAAUGCAGCAAUUGAUGAUGAUCGGUAACAAUGUUCAGAGAGGAUCUGCAGAGACAACAAUGGCGGCGACGGCGACGGCGACUGCUGUGAGCUCAGGGGAGGCUGUGUCCUCCACAUCCUCCUCUUCUCCGCCAUCAAAGAGGAGGAAGAUGUCACCAGGCACGCAUGGCAGAAUUUGAGGCAGCACUGUUAGUUCUCCGGUGGGCAUUGCAGAUUAUUCAGGUUCACAGGGAUCCUAGUUCAAUUAGCAGAGUUUUGCUUUUGUGAUGAUGGUCUCUGUUCCUACAUGUUCUCAACUUUUUUUACACUGCCUUUUAACUUCUAUGCGAGAAAAAUUAUUAUUAUGCUAUUAUCAGAAGUUGGCUUCGACCAAA